AAUGUACCAUCAACAUGAAGCGCUGGCCGGCUCAGCCUGAGGCCUCUCUGCUGCAAUCGCUCUUCUACUCUUGCCCAACCCGCAAUACUGACGGCCGCAAACGGCUUCCAGUCUUCUCCUUUCGCAAGUUGGUAAGUGCAUUGCGAGCAUGGCUCGCUACUGUUGACUGAUCCGAUGUUCUCGGUGUAAAGGCAAGGCGUGUAGCGGCCGUUGAUGAUGCGAGCUCGGCAACAAGGCUCUCCAACAAUGCGCUCACGACCCCAGUGUGAACAAGCUCGAUGGUAUACGUGCUCGGUAUGGCACAUCUUGCAACGUUGCCCAC
Messenger RNA from Macroventuria anomochaeta, 322 nucleotides. RefSeq lists its product as uncharacterized. NCBI's taxonomy places the organism in Eukaryota, Fungi, Ascomycota, Dothideomycetes, Pleosporales, Didymellaceae. The record is from RefSeq and is a predicted model, not a curated record. The coding region runs from base 15 to 170 and encodes 51 amino acids. The transcript has a single exon.